Asterias rubens (European starfish) is the source of this 4123-nucleotide messenger RNA. Its product is annotated as RING finger protein 207-like. The transcript has 2 exons. The record is from RefSeq and is a predicted model, not a curated record. Gene Ontology annotation, biological process: positive regulation of DNA-templated transcription. Lineage: Eukaryota; Metazoa; Echinodermata; Asteroidea; Forcipulatida; Asteriidae. Gene Ontology annotation, molecular function: ubiquitin-protein transferase activity; zinc ion binding. Gene Ontology annotation, cellular component: nucleoplasm; chromatin. Bases 147 to 2087 code for a protein of 646 amino acids.
UAGGGUUGGCGUAGAUGUGCAUAGUUUUUGAGAACGUUUUCUUUCGUUAAGAAUCCAUUACUGUUGCCAGCUUCUUUAUAAAUUUGAGGGAUAAGGUUCACAGUAAGACAAAAGAAAGCUUACAGGAUUUGCCCAUUCUCUUCAAAAUGGCCGAAGCUGCACCAACCACUGAGACCACUUGCAAGAUUAGACAUAUACUCAUCGAAUGCCCAAUCUGCCUGAGUCGAUUCACCGAUCCGAAAAUCCUGGACUGCCAGCACAGUUUCUGCUUAAAGUGUCUCCAUGAACUUGUAGACAAGCAUAAUCCGAAGACGGCUCUUAUUAUUUGUCCAGUGUGUAGAAAGAAAACUGCAAUCCCAGAUAAGGGAGUGACGGCUCUUCUUAACAGUUUUUUCUUGAGCUCGCUUAUCGAUGACGUCAUCAAUCUUGAAGGUGCGGAGGCGGACAUCAUUUCUCCUGUCUCUAUUUGCGAAGGAUGCGACGAAGGUCUUGACGCCGUCUCACGGUGUGUUGACUGUGAUGCGAACUUGUGCAAGACAUGUCAGGAAUACCAUGCGAAAUUAAAAAUGAACAGGCAUCACCAAAUCGUUGAUGUUGUAAGCUCGUCAAAUAAGCGACCCAAAGACAAGGACAAAUCUGAAUCUCCCAAGUGCAAGAAACACACUGACCAGGAACUGUGUUUUUAUUGUGACAAGUGUGAUUUGCUUGUGUGUCCUAAAUGUGCGGUGCUCGAUCACCGAACAAAAACCCACCAUCUCUCUGAAAUCAAUGAUUCCGUAAGAUCUCACCGUAAAGCUGUUGAUGAAGCCUUGAAGAAGUUUGAUGAGUGGCGGAGGCAAUUCCAGAAAGUGGAUGACUCUAUCAAACACUCACAGCAUAGAUUAAAGCUCAUGGUCGACCGGGCUCUUCAAGAUAUUUUGGCUAAGGAGGAAGGAGAAAUUGCUAAAAUAAGAAAUGCAUCUCGCCUCCUUCAAGAAAGAGUCAAUCAAAUCGGUCAAGAAAGAGUUGAGGAAUUUGAGAGCAUACAGAGCAGCAAUCGCGAUAAGAUAAGCCGUGCAGAGAAGAUCGUAGCUGCAGUCAAUUACUUGAUGCAACAUGCUGAUAACUUUGAGCUGCUGUACCUCAAGCCAAAGGUUAUGUACAACUUGACAUUCCACAAAGAGCUUCAGCUUCAAAAUGUGCAGCACAGCAAGUCAUUUGUUGGGUUCAAAGGUCAUGAUGUCGUCACUGAUAAUCUGGAUAUCGGUGAAAUACUAGAGGAAGAUAAUCUGGAAGUGAACACGGUGUUUGGUGGACGUGGAAAUGCUGAAGGGAAGUUUGAGUUUGCAGCGGACGUUGCUUGUUUUAGCAAUGGUGACAUUGUCGUCGCUGAUACAAUAAGGCAGCUAUUAUCCACGUUCACAUCAAAGGGUGAUUACAAAUCUACAGAUGUUCAAAGUGGAACAAGGAAUGGCUACAUGAAAUUACAUUUUGGUGUUGCUGUGACCUCUGAUGACCUGCUGCUAGCUACUGACGGACAGGAUGUAAAGGUUUAUGAUAGAGAACUGCGAUAUAUCCGUCAGUUCAGACCUUCCCGGAAUAAAGCCAAUGGGAAGUCGGGGAGUCUACUUCGUGGUAUCGCCGUGGACGAGAAAGAUCGGAUUGCAGUGGCUGACUGUGAGAGAAAGGUUAUAACUCUCCAUAAGAAAGAUGGUAUAAUCUUUCGCACAAUAUAUCAUGGCGAUAUUGGUCGGAUCUGUCGUCUGUCUGUUAGCAGCAAGGAGCGUGUGAUUUUUACAAACUACGACGAGAUGAAAUUAGUUUGUGUAGAUUUCAGGGGAAACGAGGUGUUCAAUAAUAUCAUCACCUCCGUUGACGGCAAUCCUGUCAAACCUGACGGUGUGUGCUGCGACGAUGCUGGAGACAUGUAUGUGUCUGUUCAUUGCGGUGAACGGGGACCUUGUGAGAUACAUCAUUACGAUGCAUCAGGGGAGCACAUCGGCCGUGUAGCUCGUGACUUGUUUAAUCCUGCGGGAAUGUCGUUGACUCAUACUGGUGACUUCAUCGUUGCUGAUAGAUACACGGCCAAGAUCUUGCAUCGCGUGUGAACUGGUAACAAUGACGUACGUCUUGGUCGAAAAUGAUACAUUUGGAAGGCAAUUACAUAUUACAAAUUUAAACUUAUCGUAAGUGAAUGUGAGGCUUCGUCAUGGAUAGUCUGUUUUUCAGACAAAUACACGUACUACACGUUAGUGUUCGGCCAAAUGGAACCUACAAACAAUUUCUUCAUAAAACGUUAACAACAUAUCUGAAGAACUAGUGUGCACCUGCUCAACACAUUGCACGGCGACCCGUGGACAUUGGGAAUUCCCUUCAAAUUCGGAAGCAGAAUACGUCGUUUGGAAAGCUUUUCAUUGUUUUAAUUCAUUAUUAUUUAGGCCCCUACAACAAUAUAAAUUAGACAUUUGGUGUUUGCACAAACACAAAGCUGUUGCGUGUUGGUUUGCUUGGAUUGUGUGCUUCAAUGACCAACAAUGGGUCUAUCUAGAUUUGUAUAGACUCCUUGGGGCAUGGAGAUUUUUUUUUAACAGUGACCUCAAGUUUACCUCUACUAUAACUGGAGAAAAAAAAAUAGGUUGUGUAUUUCUUGAGGUCACGGUUUUUCAAAAUUAAUUUCCCAUGCACCAAGGAGUCUAUAUAAAGUUCUUUAAACAGUUUAAAAAUCGGCCGUGUACUUCUUGAGAUUUGGUGCUGCUAACAUUUCCUAAUUAAAUAUGCAAAUGAGAGUCACGUCACACGUGGUUAAUUAAUUAAGAAUUUCAAAAAUUUGCACAUCCGGAAUUAAGAGAAAAACUUACCGUGUUUUGACUCCCAAUAAGGUACACGAUGGUCCAAUCUACCUCCAUGGUCCAAUCCAAUGUCUUUAGACGAAAACCCUAUUAGAACGUACCUUUUAAUAAUCCUCUUUCCGUUUAGGAUUCCCUUUUUCAAGGCUGUCUUCACAUAGCCGUGAUUGCACAAUCACGGCACAAUUUGCCAGCUAGCAAUAGGGCCUGAUUUCUCUUUUAGUCGUUAAAUAUCUUGUAAAUAAAUUGUAUAUUGAUUAGUUUUGAUGGUGUGGAUUAACUCUUAGUGAAAUAAUACGUGUUUAAAAACAACUCUCAUAAUUUUUUCAUUGUACAUGCCUUUCCUACUCCUGCCGAUAGGGGGCGCUCUAAGGAGACAUAUCAACUCAAUAUGGGAGAUUUAUGCAGUGUCAAGCUAAAACUUCCCCUCAAAGAUCACAUAGGCCACCCAUGAACCCACUUUAGAACACGCCCAGCUUGAUGGCUCUGCUUUGAACCAAACUCUGCAUACAAUCGCCAUUCUCUGCUUCCUGUGCAAGCGCUGAGAUUUCUGAAAUGUCUGCGAAGCAAAGAUUACGUAUGACGAGUUUCCCCGCGCACAAGCAAAACUAUUUCUGCUAAGCUGUGAAAUUCGCUUUAUGUAAGCGCACAAUUUGCUUACGGCAAAGCAGAUUCAUGUUUUUGGUUUCUGUUUGAAAAUUUACUAAAUUGUAAUUUGUUUCCUUGGAACUGCUUGUGGCUUCCUUCAAAGCCCUUUUGAAGACCCACUUUUUUAAAAAUGUUUGUACUGCCUUCCAGGUUUUGGUUACUGUUUGGUUUAAGUUUAAGUUUACUCAAAUUGUAAUUUGUUUGCUUAGAACUGUAGUUCAGCUAACUUCUUUGACAUUUAACUUACAUUAACUUAAAGUUACCUAGAAAUAUAAUUGUUUUCAAACAUUAGAGUAUAAUUAUGUUUAUGAACAACAAAAUAAUUGAGUAAAUGUCAGACUCGACAAUAUAGAAAUCGUGUAACUGAAAGACGGACACAAAAUAACGUUCACUCGACACUAAUUAAACUUCAAAUAUUCUUAUUAAAUAAAUCUUGGGGGUACUUACAAUAUUUCCAACAUAAUCAAGGUAUAAACUGAAAUUAUGGCUUCCGGACUUUCGGGUCGCCAGUAACUGUUGGUUGUAUUAGCUCACAACAUCAAAUAAACUUAUGAAUAAUAUGCUUUACAGAAUGGUUCUUGUGCUCCUUCUCACAUCAAGGUCUAAUUAUCGCACAACAGUUACAAUAAAUAAAUCAAUGUAUAAUCGUC